GAGAAGAGACCGCAAAAGAGUUCAACGAGCCUAUCGUCUAACUUUGGAGGAGACAGAUAUUCGAAUUUCAGAGUCUAAAGAUGGAUCCCGAUAGUGUGCGCAUAACUAUCGAAGAUAAUGAAAUCUGGGAGCAGAGAAAGACCAGAUUGAAAGCACUAGAGCCGGGAAACGAACCACACACCCAAGUAGAAUUCAGUUAUUUGACCAAAAAAAAAAGAGUAGAACUCAAUUGUCGUGUUUAUCCGCUGCUACAAGCCGCCACGAAAAAAGGCGACGUCGACGAGUUCAUCGAAGCCCUCGAAAAGUAUUCGGCAGAAGAGAGGGUCUCUUUGUCCGACAUUAUCGGCAUACAGGGCCCUUCCGGGAACUCAUUGCUCCACGUCGCAGCGGGUAUCGAGAACACCGACAUCCUUCGAGCCCUUCUUGAGGUCAUCCACGACAAGCAGCUCGCCACCGUGUGCAACUACCAGAAGGACACCCCGCUUCACGUCGCGGCAAGAGCUGGCAGGAUCCACACGGCCAAGCUCCUCCACGGCUGCGGUAUGAUUGUGGCCAUGGUGAACGACGCGGGAAACACCGCGUUGCAUGAGGCUGUGAAGAACGGUCACUACGAUUUGACCAGUAUGCUCCUGUCUGAACGCCCAUCAUUGGUGUAUAAGAAGAACAAGGAGAGCAAGUCCCCGCUGUACUUGGCAGUCGAGAUGGGGGACUUGAUGAUUCUCAGGCUUUUGAUGGCAGCGAUGCAAGAGCAUGAACUCCUUCCGUCCCUGAUGGAAGGCAUGUCGCCGGUUCACGGAGCCGUGAUUUACCGAAGGAUAGUUCUGCUGAAAGAGAUGUUAAGGCGGCAGAAAGAGCUAGCUUAUUUAAGAGAUGCUGGAGAUCGUACUCCCCUCCAUUUUGCAGCAUACGCUAAUUACGUCUCGGGAGUCAAAUUUUUGGUCAAAGAGUUCUCUUGGAGCGCAUUUGAGGGCGACGAUCAGGGCUAUCUUCCGAUCCACGUCGCAUGUAAAAUGGGUCAUCUCGAAACAAUCAAGGAGCUGCUUCAACAUUGGCCAAAUCCAGAAGAGUUGGUAAAUUUUGAGGGGCAAAAUAUACUUCACGUUGCGGCAAAAUAUGGAAUGGCCUCGGUAGUGAAGUACAUACUCGGCGAUCCCGAGCUUGAGAAGCUUGUAAAUGCGAAAGACUGGGAAGGAAAUACGCCUCUUCAUGUGGCCACUUUGCAUUGGCAACCCGAGGUUCUGUUCUCUCUCACCCAUAACAACAAAGUCAAUCUGGAGCUUAAAAACAACAGCAACUUGACUGCUCUCGACAUUGUGGAUGAGCAACUGAAAACAGUCGAUGCUCCACUUCGCAAGAGCUUAACACGAAUAAUCUUAGUAUCUGCUGGAGCACCCAUAAGCAAAGACAAAGCAAUUUGCCAGCCAGAAGGCUUAGUUCGGGGGGAAGAUCCAGAGCCUCCACGUUUGGAUAGACUAGAAAAAGCAUCCGAUGCCCGUAUGCUUGCGGCAACUCUCAUUGCCGCUAUGACAUUCGCCGCUGGCCUUUCCGUUCCUGGAGGAUAUAAUGGCUCUGAACCAGAUGCGAGAAUCGCUACGCUGUUGAACAAACCCAUGUACGAUGUCUUCGUGAUCUGCAACACAGUUGCCAUGUACAGCUCGAUAAUUGCAGUUGUGAUCCUUCUUUGGUCGCAGAUCAAUGAUUGGCAUGCAAUGCAUCGUGCCCUUGGAAUGGCAGAGCUACUUCUGCUCAUAGCUCUUGCCACAAUGUCCGUGGCCUUCAUGACAGGGGUCUACGUGACCAUAAGCAAACGCACUUGCAUCGCUGUUGUCGCCAUGAUCGUCGGAAUGACUGCCCUCUUCAUUAUCUCGAGUCUUUACAUUGCCAUGUUCUUUCCGCUUGGUUAUAGUUCUCCUCUUAUCCGGCCCUUCACCAACUGCAUCAUUAGAGCUGGUGUAUUAAUUUCAAGAAGUGGGACAAAAGGAAGGGCAGACAAUAAGCCGGGGCUGCCUGAGGACGCUCUCAGAUCCUCUGGGCUUGUGUUUACAGAAAAGGCAGAAGAAACGACGAUGAUGAAAAGUCGCGACCCUGAGCAAGACUUUGAGAGCAGAACUCGUUGGAGGAAGAGAAGAAAAAGGGGACUGAAAAACUGAGCGAACGUAAAAAAUAAAAUUUGGCGUAUCCAUGCAGAGAUUUCAUGCUCUACUGUAAAAAACAUGAGUCGUGGGACUAGUAUUGGGUGUGAUAACAAAUUCCAUUUCCAUAUAAAUUUUACUUCUCCUUUUCUAUGAAAUAAAUGAUCUUAAAAAGAUGAACAUUCAAUGAAAACAUGCCACUUUCCUUUA
Syzygium oleosum is the source of this 2342-nucleotide messenger RNA. RefSeq names its product protein ACCELERATED CELL DEATH 6-like. Gene Ontology annotation, cellular component: plasma membrane. Lineage: Eukaryota; Viridiplantae; Streptophyta; Magnoliopsida; Myrtales; Myrtaceae. The coding region runs from base 81 to 2150 and encodes 689 amino acids. Gene Ontology annotation, molecular function: protein phosphatase 1 binding; protein phosphatase regulator activity. The record is from RefSeq and is a predicted model, not a curated record. The transcript has 3 exons.